Zingiber officinale is the source of this 1188-nucleotide messenger RNA. RefSeq lists its product as uncharacterized. The record is from RefSeq and is a predicted model, not a curated record. The transcript has 4 exons. The coding region runs from base 20 to 589 and encodes 189 amino acids. NCBI's taxonomy places the organism in Eukaryota, Viridiplantae, Streptophyta, Magnoliopsida, Zingiberales, Zingiberaceae. Gene Ontology annotation, cellular component: plasma membrane.
CUCGGUUUCUCACGCUGCGAUGGUCGGUACGCCACUUCUCCCUCCUUCGCCAUCACUCCACCAAAGGGGCCGGCGGUACGCCACCACUCCACCGCCGCCGGCCAGCCAUCUCCUCUCCAUCUUCCCACCGUCAUUUUCUACCCGCGAUUCCAGCCAACGCCAUCAUUUCCUCCAGUGGCUCUUCGUGAUUGUCUGCCCCGACGUGCCGACACCAGCAUCCAGGCCACGACGGAGUUUCUCUACUUCAGAUCCAAACCGCAACCCUCUUCUCUUCGGGCUAGAAGAUAAGGGGUCCUUCAUAGUCAACAUCCGGCCACAACAUCUCCAAGAUCUGGCCGCCCUAAGCAAGCAGCGGUCCUCUUUCGGAGAGCUCUUCACUUUAUGCUCAGCACCGGCUUCCCACAGACAUCUCCGGCCUUCAUCAGAUUCUGAACAGCAAGCUUCUUCUUCAAUGGUCGAUAUGUUGAUUUGCAUGGAGGAGAUCACCAAGGAGUUUGAGGAGAGGAAGAUUGAACUCGAAGCUAAGGCUCUAGAGAUCUAUCAGGCCUCAGACGCUGAUAUCAAGGUCUGCAUUACUUGUCAAAGUUAAAUUUGAUCGAAAUUCCAUAAAGAACAAGGUAUGUUGCUGAAAAAUUUGUACAUAACAAUGUGAUUUCUUAAUCAAGAAACUACUUUUCAUUAAAUAAAAGGCGGCUGACAUUCCAUGUUGAAUCAUUAAAUUGGUUUAGUGGUUCCUCUCCUAUCAAGGCUAGGCAACUGCAGUGCAAGAUUGUUUCAACAAACUUGGUUGGUUCAUUAAUCCGUAUGAAGUAAUUCAUCUCAUGGAGUUCGAGACAAGGGAGGGCAAAGGGAAGAAAUCAUAGACAUGCAUGCUACUAGCAAGAGGAUAUGAAGACAUUAUUGAAAGUAACAAAGUAUUGAACUUCUUAUCACAUAAAAUGGGAAGAAAAGUUUAUCAAGUAAGGUAGGCAAAGCAAAGAAAAGGAGAAGGUUUAUAAAAUAAUUCAAAAGGUGAAAUAUUCAAAUCAUUUAUAUCUAGGAGGAUCUGAUCCCUGUGAUCAUGAGCGUCGUGAUAGAAUGUAAAGAUUAGAUUACUUAAGGUGAGAUUUAAAAAUUUAUACAUUUGCUUAGACGAUGUAAAUAUUUAUUUAUCCCAAUGUUAAUUUUAUGAUACUUUUAGAUUAGAAA